AUGCUGGAGGAAAGCAGCAUCGUCGACCUGAGCAAACAGCUGCUCGACCGCGACGUUGUUCGACAAGCGGUUGAAAGUGUCGACGCCAUUCCAGGCAGUCGUCCUUGCUGGGUCAAUGACUCUACGACGUUCCGCUGGCGCGAUGAGCUGCCCUACGCUGUUCCGUCACCGGUGGUGCUGAAUAUGCUAUCAGAUAGUUAUUUCAGCUCGGUCAACUGGUUCAUGAUGGCAAGUUUGGGGGGUGAGCGGACAGUUCUUGACGAAUCAAGUUUCCGCACACGGUCGACUCUAGCCCUAGCUGGGGAGUACAUGGAGACGGCCGAUCGCAACUUUUGCUUCUUAAUGUCCUUAGUCUGGGGUCUGGGGGCACACUAUCUGUGGACCAACGAUGCGACAUCCUCCAGCUUGCCAAUCAGCGCUGCCCUGCGCUCGGAAAUGAUGAGUGUGGUCGACGUUGCAUUCUCAAGGAUAAUGGCCGAUCCAAGCUUGGAAGCAGUUCAGAUUGCCAUCUUGUUGGGAAGUUUCCAUCUGUUCAACGGCUUACCUUAUCUCGGCUUUGCCAUCUUUGGGAGUGGCGUCCGAUGUGCCCAAGCCAUGGGCCUUCAUCGUCAAUCACGCAGCAGCACAUCCGAGGCCUGCCUGGUUUGGUGGGCUUUGGAAAUUUGUGAUAAAUAUGCUGCUGUGGCAUUUGGGUUGCCAUGUGCCAUCGAUGAUUCGGACUGUGAUGUGCCAGAAAUCGACGUCCGUGGCAAUAUCGCCCGCUCAGGGGCGGCACCCGAGUCGACAUCACCCUUGACGUAUCACAAGCUCAAGGCACGCCUGUACCGAAUCAUGGGCCCGUUCCUCGGUCGAAAAAGGCAGACCAAUCAGCUUCGUGGCCUCCUUCAAGUGCGUCGCGAGCUGACAGAUUGGCUUGCGAGCGUGCCGGACCGGCUGAAAUGUUCUGGCGAUGGCCCAGGAUUCAAUGGGCAGCCCCUACAGGUGCAGUGGCAAGCCAUUGCUCUCCAGUUGGCGUACGACAACCUUCAAAUGGUAUUGUUCAGACAAGCCGUCUUUCCCAAGAACCUGCGAGAAGGCCAUGACGUCCGACACCAUCAAGCCGAUGGAAUUGGACAGCUCUCCCAAUCGGCUACCCGCACCGCGAGCAUCUCGACUUUUGCGGCCUCGAGGCUGAUUUGCCGGUCGUCGCACGCCGCAAUGCAUGUUGCCAUCUGCUCCUUUACGGCUGGCGUGAUCCUCUGCCUCAUGCUUGCCUCCCAACCAAGCAACCCGGAGAAGCCAACAUGGCUUGCAUCCCUAAAGAAAAUCGUCAACCUGUUCGAGGACUUUCCAAGCCAGAACUACCGGCUCGCCACUCAAAGCUUGGGGGUGCUGAAGGCGUUGGAACUCCGCGUGGAUCCCCAGAACGGCCAGGAGUCAGCCAAAGACAUCCUGCUCAACAGCCAACCACUGCCAUAUUCGGUGGACCAAAUCGCUGAUCUUUUGGAUGAUCGAACAGCACUGAGAGAUGACGUUGCUGCAAGCAAUCUGCUGGAGCUCAACUUUGGAGACUUGGACUUUACGUCAAGUGCCGGCGGUCCGCUUGAUGAUGUCGGACAGUUGUGGUUAUGGACGGGCGAUCUUUCGAACGACGAGUGGAUGUCGAAUUUCACGUAG
Cladophialophora immunda is the source of this 1656-nucleotide messenger RNA. RefSeq lists its product as uncharacterized. Gene Ontology annotation, molecular function: zinc ion binding; DNA-binding transcription factor activity, RNA polymerase II-specific; RNA polymerase II cis-regulatory region sequence-specific DNA binding. Bases 1 to 1656 code for a protein of 551 amino acids. The transcript is spliced from 5 exons. The record is from RefSeq and is a predicted model, not a curated record. Gene Ontology annotation, biological process: positive regulation of transcription from RNA polymerase II promoter by galactose; DNA-templated transcription. Gene Ontology annotation, cellular component: nucleus. Lineage: Eukaryota; Fungi; Ascomycota; Eurotiomycetes; Chaetothyriales; Herpotrichiellaceae.